AUGCAAUCAUCUAUGACACAGAUACAGUCAGCUCUGACACAGGGGCAAUUAUCUCUGACACAGAAGCAAUCAUCUCUGACUUAGAUGCAAUCAUCUCUGACACAGAUGCAAUCAUCUCUGGCACAGAUGCAAUCAUCUCUGACACAGAUGCAAUCAUCUCUGACACAGAG
Messenger RNA from Candidula unifasciata, 170 nucleotides. The record is from the annotation of a GenBank genome assembly. Lineage: Eukaryota; Metazoa; Mollusca; Gastropoda; Stylommatophora; Geomitridae.